Molecule: messenger RNA, 639 nt
Organism: Pediculus humanus corporis (human body louse)
Lineage: Eukaryota; Metazoa; Arthropoda; Insecta; Psocodea; Pediculidae
Exons: 4
Coding region: 1-639 (212 amino acids)
Source: RefSeq, a predicted model, not a curated record
AUGUUUAAACCGCUCGAAGGUGUUUUGUUUAGUUUGAGAUCGAAAAAGGAAAAAAAUUCUUAUCUGUCAUUGGAAUUAAAAGAACCGGACAGAAUAAGAAUUUUACAUUCUGGAAAAAAUGGAACUCAAGCCAUCGUCAUACCGAUGAAAAUAAAUGACGGACAUUGGCAUCAACUCGGAAUUGCAUUGCAAGAUGAUAAUUCCGUACGAAGUUUUUUAGAUUGCGCAUGGGUUAGCACUGAUAUAUUGAAAAGAAACGAAUUGUAUCAUCCGGAAGAUGCGGAUUUAAUUAUAGGUUAUCUUUUUCAGGGAGAACUAGAACAAUUAAUGAUCGUUUCAAAUCCAGGUGCUGUUGCCCAACAAUGUUCCAGCACGAAAAUUCCAAUUUUCGAUCCGACGAUAAUCGACCAAAAUGAAAGAAAAAAAAAAAAAAAUUUUUUUACGAAUAAAAAAACUAAAAAAAAAAUUCAACACCACCAUCACCAGCAUCAACAGCACCAACAGCAUCGACAGCAUCAUCAUCGUCGCCAAAGGGAAAAAUUACUAUUUAAAAAAAUAAAUAAAUUUACUCGAGAUGAUGAAUCGAUUGAAGGAAGCGGUUAUGGAGGAUCAUCUUUCAAUAAAACCGACUUUGGUUAG